AUGUUAUCGAAGCUUAUUCUCCCGGCUCUUGCCAGCAUUCUGUUUCAGAAUACGGCAGUUCAAGCAGCUGGAGACAUCGACUAUCUCAUCACAUUUGGAGACUCAUACUCGCAAACAUGGUUCGACAUCAACGGCGAGAAACCUUCCUCCAAGAACCCCAUCGGCAACCCUCCCUUCCCAGGCUGGACAGCAUCCGGCGGACCCAACUGGGUCGGUAGCAUCGUCACCGAACAGAACAACUCACUCGUCCUGGCAUACAACUAUGCCUACGGAGGUGCCACUGUGGAUGCAAACAUCAUCAAGCCUUACCAGGAUACUGUCAAGAGUAUGGUUGAUCAAGUAAAGCAGUUCUCCGACUCAAUCGCCAGCAAGCCAAGCUAUGCACCAUGGAAUGCUCAGAAUGCCGUUGCAGGUGUUUGGAUCGGUGUCAAUGAUGUAGGAAACUCGUUUUAUCUCGGCAACAUGGCGGAUAUCACUGAGAGAGCGGUUUCGAGAUACUUUGAGUUACUCAAGGUUAUGUAUAACGCUGGACUGCGAAAGUUUGUUCUGUUGAGCGUUCCUCCAACUCAACUCACCCCAACCAUGAUCAAGCAAGGUCCCGAUUCCAAUGCUAUGUUGGUCAAGUCGAUCAACCUAUACAACAGCAAAAUCGCUUCCAAGCUGCAGGCAUUCAAGCAGGCUAAUUCAGGCAUCAAAGCUAUCGUUGUCGACACCUCUGUUUCAUUCAACAAGGCAAUCAAGAAUCCCACUGCUUACGGGGCACCGGAUGCUACAUGCUUUAACAACAAUGGAAAGUCAUGCUUGUGGUUCGAUGAUUACCACCCUGGCAUCGCGAUCAACAAGCUUGUCGCAGAACAAGUGGCGACUGCCCUUGAGAACAACGGUUUUGGGUGGUAA
Fusarium pseudograminearum CS3096 is the source of this 897-nucleotide messenger RNA. RefSeq lists its product as uncharacterized. The record is from RefSeq and is a predicted model, not a curated record. The transcript has 4 exons. The coding region runs from base 1 to 897 and encodes 298 amino acids. NCBI's taxonomy places the organism in Eukaryota, Fungi, Ascomycota, Sordariomycetes, Hypocreales, Nectriaceae. Gene Ontology annotation, molecular function: hydrolase activity, acting on ester bonds.